Thunnus maccoyii (southern bluefin tuna) is the source of this 1682-nucleotide messenger RNA. It is a transcript of the gene rnmt, whose product is annotated as RNA (guanine-7-) methyltransferase. The record is from RefSeq and is a predicted model, not a curated record. Gene Ontology annotation, cellular component: nucleus. Gene Ontology annotation, molecular function: mRNA 5'-cap (guanine-N7-)-methyltransferase activity. The coding region runs from base 22 to 1515 and encodes 497 amino acids. Gene Ontology annotation, biological process: 7-methylguanosine mRNA capping. Lineage: Eukaryota; Metazoa; Chordata; Actinopteri; Scombriformes; Scombridae. The transcript has 7 exons.
CUACAGUACCUACAUCAGUUUAUGCUCUGCACCAAGGUAGAACUACAGUACCUACAUCAGUUUAUGCUCUGCACCAAGGUAGAACUACAGUACCUACAUCAGUUUAUGCUCUGCACCAAGGUAGAACUACAGUACCUGCAUCAGUUUAUGCUCUGCACCAAGGUAGAACUACAGUACCUGGAUCAGUUUAUGCUCUGCACCAAGGUAGAACUACAGUACCUGCAUCAGUUUAUGCUCUGCACCAAGGUAGAACUACAGUACCUACAUCAGUUUAUGCUCUGCACCAAGGUAGAACUACAGUACCUGGAUCAGUUUAUGCUCUGCACCAAGGUAGAACUACAGUACCUGCAUCAGUUUAUGCUCUGCACCAAGGUAGAACUACAGUACCUGGAUCAGUUUAUGCUCUGCACCAAGGUAGAACUACAGUACCUACAUCAGUUUAUGCUCUGCACCAAGGUAGAACUACAGUACCUACAUCAGUUUAUGCUCUGCACCAAGGUAGAACUACAGUACCUGCAUCAGUUUAUGCUCUGCACCAAGGUAGAACUACAGUACCUGGAUCAGUUUAUGCUCUGCACCAAGGUAGAACUACAGUACCUGCAUCAGUUUAUGCUCUGCACCAAGGUAGAACUACAGUACCUGGAUCAGUUUAUGCUCUGCACCAAGGUAGAACUACAGUACCUGCAUCAGUUUAUGCUCUGCACCAAGGUAGAACUACAGUACCUGGAUCAGUUUAUGCUCUGCACCAAGGUAGAACUACAGUACUUGGAUCAGUUAAUGCUCUGCACCAAGGUAGAACUACAGUACCUGGAUCAGUUUAUGCUCUGCACCAAGGUAGAACUACAGUACCUGCAUCAGUUUAUGCUCUGCACCAAGGAGGUUUUGUCAGAGAAGCUGGAUGAUCCUGAGCUGAUGUUUGACAUCUGCAGCUGUCAGUUUGUGUAUCACUAUUCAUUUGAGAGCGAGCAGAAGGCCGACAUGAUGCUGAGGAACGCCUGCGAGCGCCUGAAACCUGGAGGUUUCUUUGUGGGAACGACGCCAGACUCUUUCGAACUCGUUAAACGUUUGGAGGCAUCAGACUCUCUGUCGUUUGGUAACGAGGUUUUUAAAGUGUCCUUUCAGUCCAAAGGUGUGUAUCCUCUGUUCGGCUGUCAGUACCACUUCAGCCUGGAGGAAGUCGUCGAUGUUCCAGAGUUCCUCGUCUACUUUCCUCUGUUGGAACACAUGGCAAAGCGUUACAACAUGCGUCUGGUGUUGAAACAGAGAUUCUCAGAGUUUUUUGAGGAGAAAGUGAAGAAGGAGCAACAUCGCAGUCUCAUGAUGAAGAUGAUGGCUCUGGAGCCGUUUCCCUGUGAGAACGGAGGUCGACAGGCGACAGACAGCAGAGGAGAGUACAGCCAUGCUAAAGAGCACUGCGGCAGAGCAGGAGUCAAAGUACCACUGGGCACUCUGAGCAGAUCUGAGUGGGAAGCAACAAGUAUCUACUUGGUGUUUGUCUUUCAGAAGAUGUCCUGAUGAUGAAAAGAAAUUCUUCCAUCUUCCUUGUUAACCUGUUGUUGAUCAGCUCACCUGUUCUGCAUCUUGUUUUUGUACAGUGUUUGUUUUCUUUUUAAGUCAGUUUUGAUAAACUAUGAACUAUUUUGGGGUUGUUGUAGAAAUGAAUAAAAACAAAAUGUAAAGUC